Cuscuta campestris is the source of this 1983-nucleotide messenger RNA. The record is from the annotation of a GenBank genome assembly. NCBI's taxonomy places the organism in Eukaryota, Viridiplantae, Streptophyta, Magnoliopsida, Solanales, Convolvulaceae.
AUACAAUACAAUACAAAUCCUUAUCUGCUCAACCUUCAGAGCGAUCUUCCCCGAUCCAUUACAUAUGAUUUAUGCUCCAUUAGAGUUUAUCAGUGGAGCUUCAACCCCAUGUGAUUAGAUCAAACCGAUCUCUGGUAAAAUGGAUCAAAGAUCCAAUUUUGUAUAUCCAAAUCAAACUGGCUCGAGGAAAUUUGUGUUUGUACUAUGUAUAUCGUUCGCUUUGAUCAUGCUUUUCCAGUUUCUUGAGCUUCCACAUCAUACUAUGAUGUCUUCUUUCCUUUCUGCCAAGAAACUCUUACCCUUUUCUGGCAAAAGUUUCUUCCUUUCCAAGAACAGCCCAUCAUCAUCUGCUAAUGAUACCACGAAAAAUGAUGGCUUUUCUUUGUUUCAUGAUCAAAAUGUGAGCUCAAUUUCCCCCGCAGUUUAUGUGAAUCACAGCGGGUUAUCAUCGGCUCCGGGUGGAGACUCCCAAACAGUGGUUGUUACAAUAUCUGAGAUGAACAAUCUGUUGCUGCAGAGUUAUUCUUCCCCGCAUUCAUCGCAGCAGCUAACAAAGCCACACUCACAAGUUGACAUUGAGCUGUUUCGGAUAAAAGAAGAGAUUAUGAAUGCCCCUGCCGUGCUAAGUGAUGUGGAACUCUACGCGUCUGUGUAUCGGAAUGUUUCAAUGUUCAAAAGGCAUUGCCAAUAACAUCCAUCUGGUUAUUCCUCUAUUUGAUACGGAGUAUAUAUAUUCAUGAUCAUCUACCACUAGUUGUGCUAAAGAUCGGCUAGAUAUGAACGAAUGAAUCCCUAAUAUAUGUAAGUGUGCGUGAUUUGUUUCUGAAAUUGGGAAUUUACUUGAAGGAGCUAUGAACUGAUGGAGGAAAAUCUUAAGGUGUAUAUCUACAAGGAUGGAGAAAAGCCGAUCUUCCAUUCAUCAAUACUUGAAGGAAUAUAUGCAACGGAGGGAUGGUUCUUGAAGCUAUUGGAAGCAAACAAGCAUUUUGUCACGGACAUUCCAACCGAAGCUCACUUGUUUUACUUGCCAUUUAGUUCGCGGCUGCUGGAGCUAACACUAUACGUGCCUCAUUCUCACAGCCGCAACAACCUCAUAGAGUACAUGAAGACGUAUGUGGACACACUCAUAGGAAAGUACCCUUUCUGGAACAGAACUAAUGGAGAAGAUCAUUUUCUAGCUGCUUGCCAUGAUUGGGCUCCAGCCGAAACAAGAGGAAAAAUGGUAAAUUGCAUUAGAGGACUAUGCAAUGCUGAUAUAAGAGCAGGCUUUGUUGUGGGAAAGGAUGUGUCUAUACCAACAACAUAUGUUCACUCAGCUAAGAACCCUACCGAAGACAAUGGUGGCAACCCUUCUUCUUCAGAAAGGUCAAUCUUAGCCUUCUUUGCAGGCCAGAUGCACGGGAGAGUGCGCCCCAUUUUAGUAAAUUACUGGGGAAAAGAUCCCGACAUGAAAAUCACGGGGCCCAUUCAUCACGUGAAAGGCGAUAAGAGCUACAUUGAGUACAUGAAGAGAAGCAAAUACUGCAUAUGCCCGAGGGGUUUCGCGGUCUUUAGUCCCCGGGUGGUGGAGUCCAUCAACUACGGAUGCGUCCCCGUGAUAAUAUCGGACGAUUAUGUCCCUCCCUUUUUUGAGGCUCUAAAUUGGGAGUCGUUUGCGGUUUUCGUUUUGGAGAAGGAGGUUGUGAACUUGAAGAGGAUACUUCUUUCCAUCUCAGAUGAAAAGUAUGUUGAGAUGGAAAGAGGAGUGAGAGAGGUGCAGAAACACUUUGUUUGGCAUGCUGAACCUCUAAAGUAUGAUCAGUUCCAUAUGAUUCUUCAUUCAAUGUGGUACACCAGAGUUUUUCGCACCCAAAACCCCCCCAUGAAUUUCUCUUCUGCAAAUUUAAAAGAUUAACAUAUAUGAUAGUAGCAAGAAUUGUUUCUGUUGUUUUUUGACAACUGUUUUUGAAGACGUCAUAGGAAAGAAGCUAAGUGAGACGGUAU